UGGAGAGUUUUUAAUGAUGAGCUGUUUUGCUUUCUGAAGUUAUGCUUUUGUUGAAAUGAAAUGUUUAUGUGAUCUUUCAUCUUUGGUUACUGGAAGUGGAAGUGGAAGUGGAAGUGGAAUCAACCAUGAAUAAAUUUUCAUCUUUAGCACUAAAAGUUUGAUUUUUUUGAUACCAUCUUCACUAAAAUAAGCUAUAAGAGUGUAAGGGAAAAGUUCACAGUGUUGAUCAUACCAAAUUCUGUAUGUCUGAGGCCCAAAGAAGGUCAGCUGUGUCUGGUGGAAAUAAUGGAUACGUAAAUGGGGUAUUGCCAAUCCGGAGCCCGGCUACAAUAUGUGAAGUAGAUGAAUUUUGUUCUGCACUUGGAGGGAAAAAGCCGAUCCAUAGCAUUUUAAUUGCGAACAAUGGAAUGGCAGCUGUCAAAUUUAUACGUAGUAUUAGAACGUGGGCUUAUGAAACAUUUGGUACCGAAAAGGCAAUCCUGUUGGUGGCAAUGGCUACUCCUGAGGACAUGAGAAUCAAUGCAGAGCAUAUUAGAAUUGCCGACCAGUUUGUGGAAGUUCCCGGGGGGACAAAUAAUAAUAACUACGCCAAUGUGCAGCUCAUUGUAGAGAUGGCAGAGAUAACACAUGUUGAUGCGGUUUGGCCUGGAUGGGGUCAUGCAUCAGAAAACCCUGAGCUGCCCGAUGCACUGAAUGCAAAAGGAAUCAUUUUUCUUGGGCCUCCAUCUGUUUCUAUGGCAGCAUUGGGAGAUAAGAUUGGUUCAUCAUUGAUUGCCCAAGCAGCAGAUGUACCCACCCUUCCAUGGAGUGGUUCUCAUGUGAAAAUUCCUGCAGAAAGUUGCCUAGUUUCUAUUCCAGAUGAAAUAUAUAGUAAAGCAUGCGUUUAUACGACAGAAGAAGCAAUUGCAAGUUGUCAAGUUGUUGGUUAUCCCGCAAUGAUUAAGGCAUCUUGGGGUGGCGGCGGUAAAGGCAUAAGAAAGGUUCAUAGUGAUGAUGAAGUUAGGGCACUAUUCAAGCAAGUGCAAGGCGAAGUUCCAGGUUCACCUAUAUUUAUAAUGAAAGUUGCUUCACAGAGCCGGCAUUUAGAGGUCCAGUUACUUUGUGAUCGGUAUGGGAAUGUUGCUGCUUUGCAUAGCCGUGACUGUAGUAUUCAGAGGCGGCACCAGAAGAUUAUCGAGGAGGGUCCAAUCACUGUAGCUCCGUGGGAGACAGUAAAAAAGCUGGAGCAGGCAGCUAGAAGGUUAGCUAAAUGUGUGAAUUAUGUUGGAGCUGCAACUGUUGAAUAUCUUUACAGUAUGGACACUGGCGAGUACUACUUUCUAGAGCUCAACCCUCGGUUACAAGUGGAGCACCCUGUAACUGAGUGGAUUGCUGAAGUGAAUCUGCCAGCUGCUCAGGUUGCGGUCGGGAUGGGUAUUCCUCUAUGGCAAAUUCCUGAAAUACGGAGAUUUUAUGGAGUGGAACAUGGUGGAGGUUAUGAUUCUUGGAGAAAAGUUUCUGUUGUUGCCACUUGUUUUGAUUUUGACAAGGCUGAAUCAACAAGGCCUAAAGGUCACUGUGUAGCUGUGCGUGUGACGAGUGAGGAUCCUGAUGAUGGUUUUAAACCUACCAGCGGAAAAGUACAGGAGUUGAGUUUUAAAAGCAAGCCAAAUGUGUGGGCUUACUUCUCUGUCAAGUCUGGAGGAGGCAUUCAUGAAUUUUCAGAUUCUCAAUUUGGACAUGUCUUUGCUUUUGGGGAAUCCAGAGCUCUUGCUAUAGCAAAUAUGGUUCUUGGGUUGAAAGAAAUUCAAAUCCGUGGAGAAAUUCGUACAAAUGUUGAUUACACAAUUGACCUUUUACAUGCUUCAGAUUACCGAGAAAAUAAAAUCCACACUGGUUGGUUGGACAGUAGAAUUGCUAUGCGAGUUAGAGCAGAAAGGCCUCCGUGGUAUCUUUCAGUUGUUGCCGGAGCUCUCUAUAAAGUGUCGGCCAGCAGUGCAGCUAUGGUUUCAGAUUAUAUUGGUUAUCUUGAAAAGGGUCAAAUUCCUCCCAAGCACAUAUCACUUAUGAAUUCUCAAGUGUCUUUGAACAUUGAAGGAAGCAAAUAUACGAUUGACAUGGUUAGAGGGGGAACAGGAAGUUAUAGGUUGAGAAUGAAUGAGUCGGAGAUUGAGGCAGAGAUACAUACAUUACGUGAUGGUGGUUUAUUGAUGCAGUUGGAUGGAAAAAGUCAUGUCAUUUAUGCAGAGGAAGAAGCCGCUGGUACUCGCCUUCUAAUUGAUGGAAGGACUUGCCUGCUACAGAAAGAUCACGAUCCUUCAAAAUUAGUGGCUGAAACACCAUGCAAACUGCUUAGAUUUUUGGUUUCUGAUGGUAGUCAUAUUGAUGCCGACAUUCCUUAUGCUGAGGUUGAGGUUAUGAAAAUGUGCAUGCCUCUUCUUUCACCUGCUUCAGGAGUUAUUCAAAUAAAAUCAUCUGAAGGUCAAACAAUGCAGGCUGGUGAGCUUAUUGCUAGCUUGGAUCUGGAUGACCCUUCAGCUGUUAGGAAAGCUGAACCAUUCCAGGGGAACUUUCCGGUACUGGGGCCGCCCACUGCAAUUUCUGACAAAGUUCAUCAGAGAUGUGCUGCAAGUUUAAAUGCAGCCCGCAUGAUUCUCGCUGGUUAUGAGCAUAAUAUCAAUGAAGUAGUUCAAAGCCUUCUAAAUUGCCUUGACAGUCCCGAGCUGCCUUUCCUUCAAUGGCAAGAAUGCAUGUCUGUUUUGGCAACCAGGCUUCCCAAAGAUCUUAAAAAUGAGCUGGAAUCGAAGUAUAAAGGGUUUGAAGUGAUUCCAAGCUCCCAGAAUAUCGACUUUCCUGCAAAGCUAUUGAAGGGAGUCCUCGACUCCCAUCUAUCCUCUUGUUCUGAGAAAGAAAGAGGAUCCCUAGAAAGGCAUAUUGAACCAUUGAUGAGCCUUGUGAAGUCAUAUGAAGGCGGAAGAGAAAGUCAUGCUCGUGUUAUUGUGCGUUCCCUUUUCGAAGAGUAUCUAUCUGUUGAAGAGUUAUUCAGUGACAACAUCCAGGCUGAUGUGAUCGAACGUCUUCGGGUUCAGUAUAAGAAAGAUCUACUAAAGGUUGUGGACAUUGUGCUUUCUCAUCAGGGUGUCAAGAAUAAAAAUAAACUGAUACUCAGACUCUUGGAACAACUGGUUUAUCCGAACCCUGCUGCAUAUAGAGAUCAACUAAUCCGAUUCUCUGCACUAAAUCAUACUAGUUAUUCUGAGUUGGCACUCAAGGCUAGUCAAUUACUGGAACAAACCAAAUUGAGUGAACUUCGCUCCACCAUUGCUAGAAGCCUUUCUGAAUUAGAAAUGUUUACUGAGGAUGGUGAAAGUAUGGACACGCCCAAGAGGAAAAGUGCCAUUAAUGAAAGAAUGGAGGAUCUCGUUAGUGCUCCUUUAGCUGUUGAAGAUGCUCUCAUAGGUUUGUUUGAUCAUAGUGAUCACACACUUCAGAGGCGGGUUGUAGAGACAUAUGUUCGGAGGCUUUACCAGCCGUAUCUUGUAAAGGAGAGUGUUCGUAUGCAGUGGCAUAGAUCUGGUCUUAUUGCUUCAUGGGAGUUCUUGGAAGAGCAUAUCGAGAGAAAGAAUGAGUCAGAAGAAAAAAUGUCUGUUGAGAAACAUAGUGAGAGGAAAUGGGGCGCCAUGGUUAUAAUUAAAUCUCUCCAAUUUUUGCCUGCAAUUAUCAGUGUCGCUUUAAGGGAAACAACUCAUAACCUUGAGAAAGCAACUCCACAUGGAUCUCUUGAGCCAACAACCUUUGGUAAUAUGAUCCAUAUUGCACUUGUCGGCAUAAACAAUCAGAUGAGUUUACUUCAAGAUAGUGGUGAUGAGGAUCAAGCUCAAGAGAGAAUCAAGAAAUUAGCGAAAAUACUUCAAGAUAAAGAGGUAGGGUCAAGUCUACGCUCGGCUGGUGUGGGGGUAAUUAGCUGUAUCAUACAGAGGGAUGAAGGGCGAACACCAAUGAGGCACUCGUUUCAUUGGUCAGCUAAAAAUCUAUAUUACGAGGAAGAACCUCUUUUGCGACAUCUAGAACCUCCUCUAUCCAUAUACCUCGAAUUGGAUAAGCUUAAAGGCUACGAGGGCAUAAGGUAUACCCCAUCACGUGACCGUCAAUGGCACUUAUAUACUGUUCUAGACAAGCCACACGCGAUCCAGAGGAUGUUCCUCAGAACACUUGUCAGGCAGCCUACAUCCAAUGAUAGGCUUACAGCAUAUUCGGGACAUGAUGUUGACAUGAUGCAUAAUCAAUUGUCUAUGUCUUUUACUUCAAAGAGCAUUUUUCGGUCCAUAAUGGCUGCUAUGGAGGAGUUGGAACUUAACGUGCACAAUGCUACUCUAAAGCCCGACCAUGCUCAGAUGUACCUUUGUAUCUUACAAGAGCAAGAGAUAAAUGAUCUCAUGCCUUAUACCAAGAGAGUUGACAUAGAUGUUGGACAAGAAGAAGAGGCAGUAGAGACGAUCUUAGAAGAACUGGCUCGGGAAAUUCAUGCGUUUGCCGGUGUAAGAAUGCAUAAAUUAGGUGUUUGUCAGUGGGAGGUGAAGCUCUGGAUAGCAUCUUUUGGACGAGCAAAUGGUGCUUGGAGAGUUGUAGUGACAAAUGUGACAGGUCAGACCUGUACUGUGCAUAUAUACCGAGAACUAGAGAAUACCAGCAAAUACCAAGCGGUAUACCAUUCCCUUUCUGUAAGGGGUCCUUUGCAUGGUGUACCAGUUAAUGCCCACUAUCAGCCUUUGGGUGUUCUUGACCGGAAACGUCUAUUAGCAAGGAAAAAUGGUACCACUUAUUGCUAUGACUUUCCAUUGGCAUUCCAGAUGGCCUUGGAACAGUCAUUUGCAUCGCGAUUCCCAGGUUUUAAAAAACCCAAAGAUAAACUUCUUUGUAAGGUCACGGAACUUGUAUUUGCUGACCAAAAAGGUUACUGGGGCACUCCUCUUAUUCCAAUCGAACGCCAGCCUGGCCUCAAUGAUGUUGGCAUGAUAGCCUGGAGCAUGGAAAUGUCUACUCCCGAGUUUCCUUCUGGAAGAACAAUUUUGAUAGUAGCAAAUGAUGUUACCUUCAAAGCUGGUUCUUUUGGUCCAAGAGAGGAUGCAUUCUUUCUUGCCGUGACCGAUCUUGCAUGCACUAAGAAACUGCCUUUAAUUUAUUUGGCUGCUAACUCUGGUGCCCGUAUUGGGGUAGCUGAGGAAGUCAAAGCCUGCUUUAAAGUUGGUUGGUCCGAUGAAUCCAGCCCUGAGAACGGUUUUCAAUAUGUUUACUUGACCCCUGAGGAUUAUGCAAGGAUUGGAUCAUCUGUCAUUGCACAUGAGAUGAGGCUAGCCAGUGGAAAGACCAGGUGGGUGAUCGAUGCUAUUGUGGGUAAGGAGGAUGGUUUGGGGGUCGAGAACUUAUCAGGUAGUGGGGCCAUUGCAAGUGCAUACUCAAGGGCAUACAAGGAAACCUUUACCUUAACAUAUGUGACUGGUAGAACUGUGGGUAUAGGUGCUUAUCUUGCUCGUCUUGGCAUGCGAUGCAUACAGAGACUUGACCAGCCGAUUAUUUUGACUGGUUUCUCUGCAUUGAAUAAACUUCUUGGUCGUGAGGUUUACAGCUCCCACAUGCAACUUGGUGGACCUAAAAUCAUGGCAACAAAUGGGGUUGUACAUCUCACUGUCUCGGAUGACCUUGAAGGGGUAUCAGCGAUUUUGAACUGGCUAAGUUGCAUUCCUCCUCAUCUAGGUGGGCCAAUACCCGUUUUAAAUCCUUCUGAUCCUCCAGAACGACCUGUGGAGUACUUCCCAGAAACUUCAUGUGAUCCUCGUGCUGCUAUUUGUGGUACUUUAGAUAGUAAUGGGAACUGGAAGGGGGGUAUUUUCGACAGGGAUAGCUUUGUCGAGACACUGGAAGGAUGGGCCAGAACAGUUGUGACAGGAAGGGCAAAGCUUGGAGGAAUCCCUGUAGGAAUAGUAGCUGUCGAGACGCAGACAGUGAUGCAGGUUAUCCCUGCUGAUCCGGGACAACUUGAUUCACACGAGAGGGUUGUCCCUCAAGCUGGACAGGUAUGGUUUCCGGAUUCUGCCACAAAAACAGCUCAAGCAAUAAUGGAUUUCAAUAGGGAAGAGCUUCCACUUUUCAUCCUUGCCAAUUGGAGAGGCUUUUCGGGUGGGCAAAGGGAUCUUUUCGAGGGCAUCCUUCAGGCUGGGUCAACCAUUGUUGAGAAUCUCAGUACAUAUGGACAACCCGUCUUUGUUUACAUUCCCAUGAUGGGUGAGCUUCGUGGUGGGGCAUGGGUUGUUGUGGAUAGUCGGAUCAAUUCAGACCAGAUAGAAAUGUAUGCCGAGCGCACUGCUAAAGGUAAUGUCCUUGAGCCGGAAGGAAUAAUCGAAAUCAAGUUUAGGAAAAAGGAACUAAUAGAGUGCAUGGGAAGGCUCGACCAACAGCUUAUAAGUUUGAAUGAAAAACUUCACGAAGCCAAGAGCAAUGGAGGCCAUGCCAAGGCAGAGUCUCUGCAGCAGCAAAUACAAUCACGUGAGAAGCAACUGUUGCCAGUGUACACGCAAAUAGCCACUAAAUUUGCUGAACUUCACGACACUUCUUUGAGGAUGGCUGCAAAAGGGGUAAUAAAAGAAGUUGUUGACUGGGACCGUUCACGCUCAUUCUUCUACAGAAGACUGCGCCGGAGAAUUUCUGAGAAUUCUCUAGUCAAAACUGUAAACGAUGCAGCCGGUGACCAACUGUCAUAUAAAUCUGCAAUGGACUUGAUCAAGAGAUGGUUUUUUGAUUCCAAUGUUGCAAAGGGCAGAGAGGAUGCUUGGGUUAAUGAUGAAGCUUUCUUUUCAUGGAAGGAUGAUACGAGAAACUACAACGAGAAGCUACAAGAGCUUCGUUUCCAAAAGGUAUUGCUUCAGCUUACGAAUAUUGGCAGUUCAGCUUCGGAUAUGCAAGCUCUACCCCGAGGCCUUGCUGCCCUUCUAAGUAAGAUGGAGCCAUCAAGUAGGAAACAAAUAGCUAACGAAAUCCGUAAGGUUCUGAGUUGAUUAGACGUCUUCAUGAGAAUAAUGUCCAACAAUCUUCUCACUCACUCAUUUAAAUUUUGGUAACUUGAUGCGAGUUGAUAAUCAAACCAUGCCUGUAGUGGAACUUCUGCAACAAUUCAAGUAUUUAUGAUGGCAAUUCGGUCCAACUACGUGAAGCUUCAUGAGAAUUGGAGACGUUGGUGGAGUCUGCAGCAAAGUCCAUAGCUUUCGUAAGCGUAAAUUUAGGGGGGUCCAGGUUGAUGGAGUAUUAGAUUUUUAGUGGCAUUAGGAAAUCAUCAUGCAUUAGCAAUCUAGUUUAAUGGUUUUGCUGCAGAUCUCAUGAAAACUUUGCUUGUACGAAUAGUUUCCAUAAUCUAUGUUUACUCAAACUUGGCUUUGAGUAUGUAUCCAACGUAGGUAUGUUUUAUCUUUUAUAAGUUUUUCCAUGUAUUUGUAAAGUUUGCAAAGGGUGAUAUCACAAUACCAUGUCCGAAUAUAUGUCAGACACCAGGUAUUUUCAGCAAAAUGACGGAAUAUUUGUGAAUGCAAAUUUAUCAGGUUUUGACA
Molecule: messenger RNA, 7577 nt
Organism: Gossypium raimondii (Peruvian cotton)
Lineage: Eukaryota; Viridiplantae; Streptophyta; Magnoliopsida; Malvales; Malvaceae
Product: acetyl-CoA carboxylase 1
Exons: 32
Coding region: 243-7031 (2262 amino acids)
Biological process (GO): fatty acid biosynthetic process
Molecular function (GO): metal ion binding; acetyl-CoA carboxylase activity; ATP binding
Source: RefSeq, a predicted model, not a curated record